AUGCAUCCUCAGGAAGAAGGAAGACCUGCCCUGUGCAGACUGAGGUGUCCCAGGCUAACACACUGCCUCCUGUUCCCAGGGCCCCUGGCUGAGGCACCAGAUGGAAAGGAUCCUGAAGAGGGGAACAUCCGUAACCUGGUGUAUCCCAGAGGGGCACGGAAUGGAGCAGGACACCGGCAGAAUGGCUGGCGAAAGUACCGGCGGCCAAGACCUCGUCUCUCCCACAAGGGCCCCAUGCCUUUCUAACACAGGGUUGCUGCUGCCUCCCCCUACCCCCCUGAGGCCCAUCCCAGUUGUCCUCUCUGCUUCUUAGACUGGUUUGCUUGUCUUGGAGCCCUGAGUAUGGGAACUUCAACCUGCUGAUGUGUGCAGUCCUCUCCUGAUUGCCAGUUUGCCCAUGUAGCUGUUCUACCUGGAGUUGUCAGCACCAUGAAACUCUGCCCCCUACUCCCACCUGCCUCAAAUGCAUAUAUGUGAGCUGCUUGAUGGGGCAGCCAUUCCUGUCUCCUCUGAAGAUUCAUCGCCCAGGUAGUACAGCAGGGGGACAUCUCUCUCUUUCCCCUGCUGCUUGCUGGGGAGGUUCCCUGUCUUGUUCAGACCCCUGCAAGGGAGCACCACCCUAUGGUCCUGAUUAUGUACGCCCUUAUAGCCUCUUCUUAAAAGGCUGCCCUUGCUUCUGUGCCUUGCUCUUUAGUCUGACAGAGGCUUGGGUGGAGGAGCCUGCAACUGCAUUGGGGAUGGCUUCAUUGCUGCAGCUCUGAAGGUAGCUCAUAGUAGGGGUGGGGGUUCUGGCUGACAGGAGAAGGCCUUUGAGGCUGAGGAGCAUUUCCAUCCAGUGGAGAAACACCUUAUGGGUUUCAAGGAACGGCUUUUUGUUCCAUCCUGACUGCGCUGUACACACUUGUCCAAAUGUGCUGUCAAGUAACUGUUCAGCUUGUUGGGUCUAUUUAUUCUUAUAGUGCUACACAAGCACCGGUGUCAUUGAAAGCCCCCUUCCCCCCCCCCC
This is a messenger RNA of Gavialis gangeticus (Gharial), 1006 nucleotides long. It is a transcript of the gene APLN, whose product is annotated as apelin. The transcript is spliced from 3 exons. Bases 1 to 246 code for a protein of 81 amino acids. The record is from RefSeq and is a predicted model, not a curated record. Lineage: Eukaryota; Metazoa; Chordata; Crocodylia; Gavialidae. Gene Ontology annotation, biological process: signal transduction. Gene Ontology annotation, molecular function: apelin receptor binding; hormone activity.